ACAAUUUAAAUCUCCUAAUGACUAAGUACUUAAUUGACCUUUUAAGUUAUGACACCACUAACUGAGCUUUGUAGUGAAAGAGCUCUUAAGUUCGACUUCCCGAUUAAAAAAAUAUAGAUUCUCAAGAAGAACCUUUGAUUACACCCAAAGGAGUUCCAUUCAACCAAUAUCACUAGGUAAUACUAAUGAUGUAUAACCUUCUUUACAAAUAUUUCAACAUAUCAUGUGAUUUUCAGAAGGCCCACAAAGACGCGAAGCUACAGGAUCCUUCUUCCACCUCUCCUCAGGGAGAGACUUAUCUAUAACCGGAAUGUCACUGCACCGGUAUCUGAAACUUAAUCCAUGACUGUCAUACGAAAAAGUUAAAACACAUUAGAGUGCUUGAUAUGUGCUGUACAAUCCUACGCGUUUAAUGCAUCAUCAAAACUUUUCUUGUUUGAGUUUCUAUUUAUCUCAGCAAACCAUCAUCAACACCAAAUCUUAUUAGCUUAUAGCUCAUUGACUGUACAAGACAUUUGAUUCUUAAAUACAUUAAUUGGACACGUCAAAUGAAUAAAUGAUAAUAAUCCAAAAAUGUACCAACUCCUAAUUACUGCAAUCCUUAAUUUGUCAUAGUUCUCCUUUCUUACCACAGUUUCAAGAGUUUGGGCUCUGCAAUUAAUUGCCUUAUCUUUCCUUAAUCUUCCUUUUUUAGCAGAGUUUCAUCAUCCUCAAGUAAGCAACAUAUGCUGAUUCGACGAUGCAACUCAAUCAACUCAAAUGACGAAAUUUAAGAGCUGUCAUACAAGUCAUCUCUCAACACAUUGAGAAGAUACGCGACUGUCGCUUUCCCGCUUAAGGUGGCAUGGCGAUCAUAGCCCACAGCAAACGAAAGAGGGUAUUUUGGUCAGUCUAAGAUUUAAUGUAGAGAAACAGCUUGGUCCGGUGGUGGGUGGUACAGUGGUACUUGGAGGAGCUAUAUAUAUAUAUAUAUGCAGGCUUCCAUGUGUAUAGCUUCAGUGUGCUCUAACUGCUAAUAAGCAUUCAGUAAUGGCUUCUCCUAAGCUCUUCUCCCUUCUCAUUCUAACUUCUUUGCUCAUCAUUUGCGUGUCUUGUUCUUCUUUUGAAGAUCAAGGCAGCAAAGUCCCACCUUCGCCAAAAUCCCGAAAACUUACAGAAGCUCCUAGUGCUAUUCCUACGCCUCCUACCAAAGCUAAGAAAGUUGACCUGACUCUGUAUUACGAAACACUAUGCCCAUUCUGUGCACAGUUCAUCGUAAAUGGACUAUCAAAGGUAUUCAACACAGAUCUCAUCAACAUUGUGAACUUCAGGCUAGUCCCAUAUGGAAAUGCUCAUAUACAAGGACCUAACAGCACCAUCGUUUGCCAGCACGGCCCGGAUGAGUGCUACUUGAACAGCAUAGAAGCCUGUGCUAUCAACAGCUACCCAGAUGUGACACAGCAUUUCAAAUUCAUUCAUUGCAUUGAGAACCAAACUAUUCAAGGAAAGCAGUCGAAAGAUGAAUGGAAAUCUUGUUCUCAAGAACUAGGGAUGGAUCCAAAACCUGUCCAAGAUUGCUACGACAGCGGGUUAGAGAAAAAGCUUAUACUACAAUAUGCAAACGAGACAGCGCAUCUUGAUCCGGUUCACAACUAUGUGCCAUGGGUUCUUGUCAAUAAUGGACCACUCUAUGAAUCCUACCAAAACUUUGUACCCAUUGUCUGUGCGGCUUACGAAGGAAGUCCAAAACCAGAGGCUUGCAAACCACUUCCGCCCAAUAUCAACUCAACUGAUAAGGAAAACUCUACUAGACAAAGGUGCUACAUGGGUGAAGAACACCAGGAACAGCUAAAACUUCGUAGAUGAAGGCGGAAACUUCAGUGUGAUUCACAUACAUGGUUCUGCAAUAUCUUUUGCUCUGUGCAGCAUUAUCAUUAUGAAUAAUUG
This is a messenger RNA of Pyrus x bretschneideri (Chinese white pear), 1926 nucleotides long. RefSeq names its product gamma-interferon-responsive lysosomal thiol protein. Lineage: Eukaryota; Viridiplantae; Streptophyta; Magnoliopsida; Rosales; Rosaceae. The transcript has 5 exons. The record is from RefSeq and is a predicted model, not a curated record. The coding region runs from base 1030 to 1845 and encodes 271 amino acids. Gene Ontology annotation, molecular function: oxidoreductase activity, acting on a sulfur group of donors, disulfide as acceptor.